AGCAUUUGCUUAACAACGUCUGAGAAGGCUGCUGGCUUAAUUUCUACAAAUAUGGGAGAAGUGUCUACGACCACAGAGGAUUACUGGGGAUAUUCUUAUGAAGAUGAAAACUCCACCGGGCCCCCCGAAACAGACAUGAGUUAUGCCCCGUGCUAUCAGGAGGACAUCUACAGUUUUGGACAGAGAUACUCUCCAGUGGUCUACAUGCUGGUGUUCCUCGUGGCUCUGGUUGGGAACGUUCUGGUUCUGUGUGUGAUCCGCCGCUACCGAAACUCUCAGAGCGGAGGAGCCUGCGCCUUCUCUCUAACCGACACCUUCCUGCUCCACCUGGCCAUCUCCGACCUGCUGCUGGCCUUCACCCUGCCGCUGUUCGCAGUCCAGUGGGCUCACCAGUGGGUGUUCGGCCUGGUUGCUUGCAAAAUCUCCGGCGCCCUCUUCUCCCUGAACCGCUACAGUGGCAUCCUCUUCCUGGCCUGCAUCAGCUUCGACCGGUACCUGGCCAUCGUCCACGCUGUCAGCUCCGGCUGGAAACGCAGCACUUGCCAUGCCCAGGUUGCGUGUGCCCUCAUCUGGGUGGUGUGUCUGGGCCUGAGUGGAAUAGACAUCUACUUCAAACAGGUAGUGGCUAUUGGAACUAGGGGAAGUGAGAAGAUGAUGUGCCAGGUGUGGUUCACUGAGAACUCCAACCAGUGGCACGUGGGGCUGCAGCUGGUCAGCCUGGUGUUUGGUUUCGGUCUCCCACUGUUGAUCAUGCUCUACUGCUACAUCCGUAUCUUCAGGUCUCUCUGCAACGCCACUCGCCGCCAAAAACGCAAGUCCCUCAGCCUCAUCGUGUCCUUGGUGUCUGUGUUUGUGGUCUGCUGGGCGCCGUACAACUGCUUCCAGAUGGCAGAAAGGCUGCACCGGAUGGGCUUGGUGGUUGGAGGAUGCCACUUUGGCCACGUGGUGGACAUGGGGAUUGUGAUCACUGAGAGCGUGGGGCUGUCGCACUGCGCCCUGAACCCUCUGCUGUACGGCUUCGUUGGGGUGAAGUUCAGGAGGGAGCUGGCCAGGAUGUGCAAGGGGCUGCUGGGACAGAGAGGCUUCCUGGGGAUGGAGGGGUGGAGGGAGAGGAGGCUCAGGAAAACCAGAGGAUCAUUCAGCUCUGCAGAAAGUGAACACACCUCCUUCUCUGUCAUGGUGUGAUAUUGGUUAGAGGAACAGGAAAAUGUGUAUAAGAAAAUUGCUUACUUAAAACUUUAAAAAUGUUCUCAGAGGGAAAGCGAUACAUUUCAGGUGCUUUGAUAUGUGUUUUUUGUGUGUUUUGUUGCAGCUUCCAACCUACAUUCACAGCCAUUUUUUCAAGUAAAACCAUUAAGUAAGUGUGGAACAAACACUGAAAAAGAACGCCACCUCCGAACAUGUUGAUGUUGCUUUCAUGUAAAGUGUUUUUGUGAGAACGUGUGGAUUUUCAUGUCCAUGGGUCGAAUCUUGUGAAACAUCUGAAUUCCUUCACAACUCUCAAAGUGCGCUAUCAGCAGUAAAGAGGAAGCUUGUGGUUUGUUCCUCAUCAUUACAGCCAGUAGAUGCUUCUUAUCAGAUUUCACACUCAUGUAGUUUGUAAACUCAAAUAAGCUUCAUCUUGUAAAACUGUGAAAAUUGUUGUAAUGGUUUAGUUGGACUUUUCAUUUCCUGUUUUUUUGUUUUUUUUUCAUGAUCCUUGUGCAGCUUUUCUCUCAGCUAAGUUCCUUAAAACUUUGCAAAACAGGAAAUGUAUAAAGAUGAUUUUUAUAAUAAAUAUUUUGGGGUAUCCAUAAAGUGUCGUCUUCAUAUAUCCAUCAACAUCUUAGUGGUCGAAUAACUUGGUUUAAGUAGUGUCAUUCAUUUCAAAUCCUACAGGUAUUAGUACUUUACUUAAGUAUCUUAAUUUUAUGCAACUUGCCACUUCUCCACUACAUCACAGAGGCAAAUUACUGGAUUGUAGUGGAUUGUAUGCAGUGGUGGAAAGUACAUUGACUUAAGUACUGUACUAUACCGUUCAGGUGCUUCUACUUUACUUGACAAUGUUCUUUCUGUUUCAUUUCAUACUUCUACUUCACAACAUUUCUUAGGGAAAAAGUGUACGUUUUACAUACUACAUUUAUCUUUCAGCUUUUGUUACUAGUUCA
Notothenia coriiceps (black rockcod) is the source of this 2147-nucleotide messenger RNA. It is a transcript of the gene cxcr3.2, whose product is annotated as chemokine (C-X-C motif) receptor 3, tandem duplicate 2. Gene Ontology annotation, biological process: calcium-mediated signaling; positive regulation of cytosolic calcium ion concentration; cell chemotaxis. Bases 52 to 1185 code for a protein of 377 amino acids. Gene Ontology annotation, molecular function: C-C chemokine binding; C-C chemokine receptor activity. The record is from RefSeq and is a predicted model, not a curated record. The transcript is spliced from 3 exons. NCBI's taxonomy places the organism in Eukaryota, Metazoa, Chordata, Actinopteri, Perciformes, Nototheniidae. Gene Ontology annotation, cellular component: membrane; external side of plasma membrane.